Molecule: messenger RNA, 1474 nt
Organism: Bipolaris maydis ATCC 48331
Lineage: Eukaryota; Fungi; Ascomycota; Dothideomycetes; Pleosporales; Pleosporaceae
Molecular function (GO): oxidoreductase activity; FMN binding
Source: RefSeq, a predicted model, not a curated record
AUGGCACCACAAAGAUAUGAAGCAGAGCACAGGGAUCCAGCCCCAUUGGGCAAGCCCCUCGACUUUGUCUUCUCCAAACGCACUGCGCAGAACCGGUUCCUCAAGGGCGCCAUGACUGAACGGCUGUCCUCAUUCGACCCCGAUGUCCUCGAGACGCGUGGUGUUCCAUCCAAGGAACUAGUCAAUGUCUACCGGCGAUGGGGCGAAGGCCAAUUCGGCGUUAUCCUGACUGGAAACAUCAUGUUUGAGUACGACCACCUAGAGGCCGCGGGUAACCCCAUUAUCCCCCGCGACGCAAAGUUCGAAGGCGAACGCUUCGAAAUGUUCAAAGAAAUCGCAGUCGAGGCAAAGAAACACGGUUCAUUGAUCGUGGGCCAAGUAUCCCACCCCGGGCGUCAAGUGACCGAAGACAUCCAAAAGAACCCCAUCUCCGCCUCCGACGUGCACCUAGCCGGCAACCCAAUGGGCAUGACAUUUGCAAAGCCCCGCGCGGCUACCGAGGAAGACAUCAAAAACGUAAUCGACGGCUUCGCCCACGCCGCAGAAUAUCUCGAGAAGGCUGGCUACGACGGCAUCCAACUCCACGGUGCCCACGGCUACCUGCUCGCGCAAUUCCUCUCCCCAACCACCAACCUCCGCACCGACGCCUACGGCGGCUCGCUCGAAAACCGCGCCCGCAUCAUCACCGAAAUCGGGCAAGAAAUCCGCAAGCGCACCUCGCCGAGCUUCAUCCUCGGCAUCAAGCUCAACUCUGUCGAAUUCCAAGACAAAGGCUUCAACACAGAGGACGCGGCGACGCUAUGCCAGCUCCUCGAGUCCAACUCAUUCGACUUUGUCGAGCUGUCCGGCGGAACAUAUGAGCACAUGGCGUUCAAGCACCAGCGCGAGUCGACCAAGAAGCGCGAAGCCUUCUUCCUCGACUUCGCCGAGAAAAUCACUCCUUCGCUGUCCCAAACCCGCACCUACAUCACCGGCGGCUUCAAGACCGCGCCUGCAAUGCUCGACGCGCUCUCGACCGUCGACGGCAUCGGGCUUGCCCGCCCCGUGUGUCUCGAGCCCGAACUCCCACGCCAGAUCCUCGCCGGCGAGCUCGACGCCGCCAUCAAGCAGCGCAUCGAGGACGGCGACUUUGGCACUUCGCUGGUGGCUGCGGGUGCCCAGAUUAAGCAGCUGGGCAAAGGUGAGCAGCCGAUUGAUCUGAGCGAUGAGGCUAACUUCGCGGCGUUUUUGAAGGAUCUCGGCGCGUGGGCCGAGGCCAAGAAGGAUCCGAAGACGUAUGGCCAUAUGGAUGUCAAGAGUGUCAAGGCUGCGCCGUAUGGCACUCCUUUGGCGACUGCGUAGAUUAUCAUAAAUCUAAAUAGUACCGGAUGUAUAUACAAUAGUUAAAAUAAAUCACUUUUUUCCUCCUCCUUCUCCUGUAAAACGAGAUGGGGGGGAUUUCUUUUCUAAACACCUUUUACGCGACCUUGACCGA